Messenger RNA from Lagenorhynchus albirostris (white-beaked dolphin), 1684 nucleotides. It is a transcript of the gene TSPAN4, whose product is annotated as tetraspanin 4. The transcript is spliced from 10 exons. NCBI's taxonomy places the organism in Eukaryota, Metazoa, Chordata, Mammalia, Artiodactyla, Delphinidae. The record is from RefSeq and is a predicted model, not a curated record. Gene Ontology annotation, cellular component: membrane. Bases 552 to 1268 code for a protein of 238 amino acids.
UCCGGGUCCCGCUGCCCGCGCGCCCGAGCCGGGCCCAGGCCCAAGCCGAGCCGGCGCGAAUUUCAGGCCCCGAGCGCAGAGCACGAUACGAGUCUCAGCAACAAGUUGCGGGCCGGGCCGGGGCGCGGCGACCCCGCUGCGGGCGAGGAGAGCGGCUGACCGGCGGCCAGUGGGGACCAGGAAGGGGGGAGGGUCUCUCCACCUGGAGCCGCUGCCCGUGGACACCCGGGGGUCUUUGCGCUGAGUUUGGAGGACCCUCGGAGUCGCCGCCCAGCCCGAUCGCCCGCACAGUAACGGUCCCGGCCCGAGCUCCGGCUUUGGCCUUGCUGACUGCUCACCUGCCGCCUAGCCAGCCUUCAGGGGCGCCGGGCACCGCCUACCUUCUUCCCUGCCGCAAACCCAGAGUGACCUACCCUCUGGGCACCCAGGGUGCCCCAGAGCACCCUCCCCGCUUGUUCUCCCUCGCCCUGGCCCCUCUGAGGGGCUUGUCCUUCAAACCUCAACUCUGCUGCCUCUCCCAGGACCGCCCACCAGAGCUGAAGCGCUGCAGCAUGGCGCGCGGCUGCCUGCAGGGCGUCAAGUACCUCAUGUUCGCCUUCAACCUGCUCUUCUGGCUGGGAGGCUGCGGCAUCCUCGGCGUCGGCAUCUGGCUGGCGGCCACGCAGGGGAACUUCGCCACCCUGUCCUCCUCCUUCCCGUCCCUGUCAGCCGCCAACCUGCUUAUUGUCACCGGCACCUUUGUGAUGGCCAUCGGCUUUGUGGGCUGCAUCGGGGCCAUCAAGGAGAACAAAUGCCUUCUGCUCACUUUCUUCGUGCUGCUGCUGCUGGUGUUCCUGCUGGAGGCCUCCCUCGCCAUCCUCUUCUUCGCCUACACCGACAAGAUCGACAGGUAUGCACAGCGGGACCUGAAAAAGGGCCUACACCUGUAUGGCACCCCCGGUAACGUGGGCCUCACCAACGCCUGGAGCAUCAUCCAGACAGACUUCCGCUGCUGCGGGGUCUCCAACUACACUGACUGGUUCGAGGUCUACAACGCCACGCGCGUGCCGGACUCCUGCUGCCUGGAGUUCAGCGAGAGCUGCGGGUUGCACGCGCCCGGCACCUGGUGGAAGGCGCCGUGUUACGAGGCGGUGAAGGUGUGGCUCCAGGAGCACCUGCUGGCCGUGGGUGUCUUCGGGCUGUGCACAGCACUGGUCCAGAUCUUGGGCCUGACCUUUGCCAUGACGAUGUACUGCCAGGUGGUGAAGGCUGACACCUACUGUGCGUAGGCUGCCAGCUGCCCGCCACCCCUGCUUUGCUGCCGAAGGACGUCGCCCCUGGGGAGAUGACCGUGUCCCCACCUGCGUCUCCCGCUACAGGACCUCUCACCAGCCCAGGCAUGGGGGCGGGAGGACCGGGCAGCCAGAGCCCCCCAAGGGCUGCCAGCCAGGCCUGUGAGCGCCGCCGUGCGGCCGGGGCUGCAGUCGGGAGGGGCUUCUGACGCUUCUUAUACCCAGGUACCCUCCAGAGCAGUGUGCUCCCCCUCAGCCCUGUGCAGGGCGGGGGGCUGGGGUGGGAGGUGGGGGACUGACCACUGGUCCUGGUGCUUGAGGCGGGUCUGCAGCCCCGUCCACCCACGUUCCACAGCAGGGCCGCGGCCGGCUCUGCGUGCGUCUUAAUAAAGUGUGUGGGCAGCAGCCCCCGA